Molecule: messenger RNA, 683 nt
Organism: Otolemur garnettii (small-eared galago)
Lineage: Eukaryota; Metazoa; Chordata; Mammalia; Primates; Galagidae
Gene: ECRG4
Product: chromosome unknown C2orf40 homolog
Exons: 4
Coding region: 85-537 (150 amino acids)
Biological process (GO): cellular senescence; regulation of cell population proliferation; central nervous system development
Source: RefSeq, a predicted model, not a curated record
CCGUGCUGCCUGUCCUCCCGCAGAGGCUCUCAGUGCGCCCCUCGCCUUCCUGCCCUCCUGCCCGCCUGCCUGCCUGCAGCCACCAUGGCCACCUCCUCUGCGCGGCCUGCGGUGCUUGUCCUGACCGGACUGGCGCUGCUGCUGCUGCUGUGCUUGGGCCCAGGUGGCAUAAGUGGAAAUAAACUCAAGCUAAUGCUUCAAAAACGAGAAGUUUCAGCACCUGCUCCAGCUAAGGCUAAAGUGGCUGUCCAUGAGAGCAAAGCCAAGGAAUUCCUCACCAGCCUGAAGCGCCAGAAGAGGCAGCUGUGGGACCGGAGCCGGCCCGAGGUGCAGCAGUGGUACCAGCAGUUCCUCUACAUGGGCUUCGACGAGGCGAAAUUUGAAGAUGACGUCACCUAUUGGCUUAACAGAGAUCGCAAUGGGCACGAGUACUAUGGGGAUUACUACCAACGUCACUAUGACGAAGAUGCUGCAAUUGGUCCCCGGAGCCCUUACUCCUUUCGGCACGGAGCCAGCGUCAACUAUGACGACUACUAACCACGACUAGCCCUGUGGUUUACAAGAAACCACAGUAUUCCCUUCAUGUAUCCCCUAAUGCCUUACACUAUUUGGUUUCUGUUUUGCUUUAUUUCAGCAGAUCUUUUCUACCUACUUUGUGUAACCAGAGAGUUAAAGCAAGAUAU